AGGAGCAGUGUAGGGUUGUGGCUAGAUGAGCCGGGUUCCUGACUUGAAGGAGAAAGAGUGCGACGAACACCAUCGGACAAAAUGGGGACGACGAGGGACGACGCCAAGCGGCAAGAAUCAGAACUUCAGAGCAAUGAUUCGGUGCAGGGCCAGGAGGAGGGGGAGGGGAGCGUCAAGGGCGUGGACAAGCCUCUGAAGCGCAGCUUGGCCGCACGCCACCUGACAAUGAUCUCCCUUGGCGGCAUCAUUGGGCCUGGUCUGCUCGUCGGAUCGGGCAAUGCGCUCGCGACGGCAGGCCCUGUCGGCGCUCUCAUCUCGUACAUCAUCACUGGCGCCGUCGUCUUCUUCACCAUGCAGUCCCUCGGCGAGCUGGCGACGUACUUUGAUCGUUCGCAGGAGUCGCUCGUCGGCUUCUGUUCCCGACUCAUUGACCCAGCCGCAGGUGCUGUCAUGGGCUUCAACUAUGCCAUUCUUUGGAUGUUUGUCCUUGCCAACGAGUACGUCUCGGUAGCGACAGUCAUCCGCUUCUGGGAACCGGCGCGGGUCGUACCUGUCGGUGCAUACAUUGCCAUCUUCUGGGUCGCUUUCCUGGCUUUCAGCAUGAUGGGCGUCAUGGCCUACGGCGAGGCUGAGUUCUGGCUUGCCAGUAUCAAAGUUCUCUUUCUCGUCGUCUUUUUUAUUCUUUCCAUUGUCGUCAACGUUGGCGGGACGGGCACACACGACUAUGUGGGCUUCCGCUACUUUCAACAUCCAGGCUCCUUUGUAGGCGACAGCGCCCUCCAUCGUUUCAGCAACAUUGCGAAGAUCUUUUCACUGGCCAGCACGCAAUUUGCUGGCGUCGAAAUGGUCGCCAUCACGGCAGCCGAGGCCCGUCGACCGGAAAAGGCCGUGCCCAUUGCUAUUCGAUCGGUAUUCUGGCGUAUUCUCUUCUUCUACCUCGGCACAGUCUUCUUUAUUUCGCUCAAUGUGCCCUACGACGACCCGAAUCUGCUCUCGGCCAGCAGCAAAGCGGCGUCCUCGCCGCUCACGAUUGCGCUUCAGCGCGGCGGGAUCUCGGCCGCCGCCAGCGUCAUCAAUGCCUUCAUCAUCGUUUCGGUUCUCUCGGCAGGCAACUCGUCGCUGUACGUCGCUUCACGGACCAUUUGCGUCAUGGCACGCAACUCGAUGCUGCCGAGAUUUAUGGGCUGGACUACACCUCGCUCCCGCGUGCCCGUUCCUGCGUUGCUUCUGUCCAACUGUGUGGCCCUCAUUUCGCUCAUGAGCGUCUCGAGUGGCGCAGGGAAAGCCUUUACCUAUGUUUACAACAUCUCAGGCGUCUGCACGUUCAUCGUCUGGGGUCUCAUCUGCCUCGCCGCCAUUCGCUUCCGGGCGGCUUUCUCCAGGCAGUCCGAUCGAAGUGCAAAGGACGAGCUUACUUUCAAGGCGAUGUUCUAUCCUUACGGCGCUUACUUUGCCCUCGCCAUGAACAUCCUUCUAGCGCUCAUACAAUCCUUCCCGAGCCUCCUCAAUCCCUUCUCGGCCGUAGACUUUGUCGUGGGUUACAUCAUGCUGCCCGUCAGCGCGCUCAUCUACAUUGCCUUCAAAGUAUACCAUCGGACGAAGAUGUGAGUACUUCUGCUCUUCUUCCGGACCCCUUCCUUCUGAGCGCUGACCUGACAACGUAGCGUCGCUCUGCACGAGAUCGAUCUCGACUCGGGCAGGAGAGACAUCAAGCUCGAACAGGAGCUUGAGUCGAGCCAGGCGGCGCGGUCAGACUCGAUUGAGGAUGGAGAAAAG
This is a messenger RNA of Acaromyces ingoldii, 1776 nucleotides long. RefSeq lists its product as hypothetical. Gene Ontology annotation, cellular component: membrane. The transcript has 2 exons. Gene Ontology annotation, molecular function: amino acid transmembrane transporter activity. The record is from RefSeq and is a predicted model, not a curated record. Gene Ontology annotation, biological process: amino acid transmembrane transport. Bases 82 to 1608 code for a protein of 508 amino acids. Lineage: Eukaryota; Fungi; Basidiomycota; Exobasidiomycetes; Exobasidiales; Cryptobasidiaceae.